Geodia barretti is the source of this 429-nucleotide messenger RNA. Lineage: Eukaryota; Metazoa; Porifera; Demospongiae; Tetractinellida; Geodiidae. The record is from the annotation of a GenBank genome assembly.
AUGCCCUGGCUGGAUGACCUGAAACGACUGCGCGUCCGCGUGGACAACGAGGGUUACGGCAAGAAGAUGGCGGAAGUUGCCGAGCGGCGCACGCUGCUCGAACGAUUUGCCGUGGAAUUGGCGGUGGAAGGGAUGAUGGGCGAGAUGAACGACAUCCUACUGGAUGGUGGGGCGCGCCUCGUGGUGGACCGAUCGUGGCAGUAUGAUUUCGACGACGAAGACGAGCCGGACGACGACGAGUUGGCUGACGAGAUUGUCUAUACGCUCUACUGGCACGACGGCGAACCUGUGGAGAUAGAGAUACGGGUCGGCAUCGAUGAUGCGGACGCUGGAUACGUGAUAGUGGAGGACGAGGAAGUGGACGACGAUACUGAAUCAAUUCAGAACGCGCUAUCGGCCGCGUUCCGGGACAUCGCCGACAUGGACUGA